Phytophthora nicotianae INRA-310 is the source of this 928-nucleotide messenger RNA. RefSeq lists its product as hypothetical. The record is from RefSeq and is a predicted model, not a curated record. Gene Ontology annotation, molecular function: ATP binding; UMP kinase activity. Gene Ontology annotation, biological process: 'de novo' pyrimidine nucleobase biosynthetic process; CDP biosynthetic process; UDP biosynthetic process. Gene Ontology annotation, cellular component: cytoplasm; nucleus. The coding region runs from base 66 to 659 and encodes 197 amino acids. The transcript has 2 exons. NCBI's taxonomy places the organism in Eukaryota, Oomycota, Peronosporomycetes, Peronosporales, Peronosporaceae.
UCUUGGAUUUUUCCCCGACGUCAGCAGCAGUUGUAAAUUUGACGACAACCCAACUGCAGACGAAGAUGAGCGCUACGCUGGCGAAGAAGAUCUUGUUCGUGCUAGGCGGCCCUGGUGCUGGCAAGGGCACACAGUGUGCUAAGCUGGUGGAGAAGUACGGCUUUGUCCACUUGUCGGCCGGCGACUUGCUGCGUGAGGAGCGUCAGUCAGGCUCGGAGAAUGGCGAACUGAUCGACCGUAUGAUCAAGGAAGGCCAGAUUGUGCCCGUGAAGAUCACGCUGAACCUGCUGCAGCAGGCAAUGGUCAAGAGCGGCCGCGACCUGUUCCUCAUCGACGGGUUCCCGCGCAAUUUCGACAACCUGCAGGGCUGGCAAGAGGAGAUGUCCGAGGAUGAAUUCCAGGUGCAAGGUGUGCUCUUCUACGACUGCCCUGAGAGCGUCAUGGAGGAGCGUCUGCUUGAACGUGGCAAGACCAGCGGACGCACGGACGACAACGCUGAGGCCAUCCGCAAGCGCUUCCGCACAUACCUCGAUUCGACCAUGCCCGUCAUUAUGCACUACGAGAAGCAGAACAAGGUGUUUAAGGUGGACGCCACCCCCGGCCCGGACGAGGUCUUCGAGGCCACCGCCGCACUCAUUGGCCCCCUCGUCGACAAGUAAGCGUAAACUACCGCUCACAAUGGCUACGGAGGCGAGCGCAACUACGAGCACGCGAGGGGGAACUUCUUCAUCGUAGGAUCAGAUUUAAUGCGAUUCCUAGUGAAUGAAAAGUACUUUUAUGGCAUUCAAACGAAAAAAAACCAUUAAAUUUUUAGUGGCUUUUUUUCGUCUGAAUGCCAUCCUAGCCAAUCAGCUCGAAGCUCACAAUGGCAUAAUCAAAUCAAGUUCCUCUAAAUUAGGAAUCAUGCUAACUGUAAAUCUGAGCAGAG